AAACAUGAGAGUCUUCUUCACUCAUCUUAACUCCCUCAUCAUCAUUCUUAUUAGCUUCUUCUUCUUCAUUACUUCAUCAACCUCUUUGGAUAAUUUAACCGGAACACAAAUCCUCAAAACCAACCAAACCUUGUUGUCAGAAAACCAGACCUUCGUUCUAGGCUUCUUCAGAGGUUCCAACACCAACUAUUACCUCGGAAUAUGGUACAACAACAUCAGCCCUCAAACAAUAGUUUGGGUUGCAAACAGAGACAAUCCCAUUGACAACUCCGCAGGCCAUCUCAAGAUCGGAGACAACGGAAACUUUGUCCUUCUCAAUUCAUCCGGCAACCCCGCAUGGUCCUCCAACCAAACCAGCGCCAAGAAUCCAGUUAUCCAGCUCCUCGAUACCGGCAACCUUGUUCUCAAAGAUUUAUCAGACACGACAAAUAAUAACUACUUGUGGCAGAGCUUCGAAUACCCAACGGAUACCUUGUUACCGGGGAUGAAGGUCGGUUGGAACCUGGACACAGGAACGGAGAAGCACUUAACAUCAUGGAAGGUCGAAGGUGAAGACCCUUCAAGCGGUGACUACACUUUGAAGAUAGAUUACCAUGGUUUACCUGAGGCCCUCCUCCGGAGAAACCAAACUAUAAUAUACCGAACUGGUCCUUGGAACGGUGAGAGAUUUAGUGGGAUCCCAGGGAUGAAAGACAACACCAAUGAUCUCAAGUACAAUUUCACUUAUGAUGAGCAUGGGGUGUGGUUCUCUUUUUCCGUUACAGAACCUUCCUUGUUGUCAAGGAUAAUUCUGUCAUCUGAUUCUGAUGGCCAGUAUCAACGCUACAUGUGGAUACAAGGAAGAUGGAACAAGUUCUCGUACACACCAAAGGAUCCAUGCGAUUACUAUAGACAGUGUGGUCCGUAUGGAGUGUGUGAGAAUGAUGCUUCCCCGAUUUGCACUUGUAUGCAGGGGUUCAGGCCUAAGAACCAAGAAGCUUGGAACUUGAGAGAUGGGUCUGAUGGGUGUGUGAGGAACACGGGUUUGAAUUGUUCGACUGACAAGUUCUUGCAUCUUGAGAACAUGAAGCUGCCGGAGACAAGCAGCGUGUUUAUGAAUAAGAGUAUGACACUUGAUGAAUGUGGGAGUUUGUGUAAGAGGAAUUGUUCAUGCACUGCAUAUGCAAACAUCGAUAUCAGAAAUGGAGGAAGUGGCUGUGUCAUGUGGUUUGGCCAACUCUUUGACAUGAAUGUCCACCGUCCAGGCGGUCAAGAUCUCUAUGUCAGAUUGGCAGCUGCUGAUAUAGGAUCUACUAGCUCCAACAAGAAUCAUAGAGCAGUUCUGGCUAUUGGCAUCACACUUAGUGCACUUGUUUUAGUUUUGGGAUUGGUUGCUAUUUGUUACUUAUGGAAGAAGAGACAACAAAGUUCUAGAGGUGACCAAAGGAACAUGGAUGAUCUAAAAUUGCCAAUGUUUAAUUUUGAUACCUUAAUGAUGGCUACAAACAAUUUCUCUGAAGAUAAUAAACUUGGAGAAGGAGGCUUCGGUAGUGUUUAUAGGGGUAGAUUGAUUGAAGGUCAAGAAAUUGCUGUAAAAAGGUUAUCAGAAAAUUCUGGACAAGGAAUUAACGAAUUUAAAAAUGAAAUCAAAUUAAUUGCCAAACUCCAACAUCGAAAUCUAGUCCGAUUACUUGGUUGCUGCAUUGAGAAGAAUGAAAAGAUGGUGGUCUAUGAAUAUAUGAAAAAUAGAGGACUUGAUUCCAUUUUGUUUGACAAAUCAAAAAAUCUCUUGCUUAAUUGGGAGAGACGAUUUAAUAUUAUAUAUGGAAUAGCUAGAGGACUUCUUUAUUUGCAUCAAGAUUCAAGAUUUCGAAUUAUUCACAGAGAUCUCAAGAUAAGUAAUAUAUUACUAGAUAUUGAACUGAAUCCAAAGAUAUCAGACUUUGGAAUGGCUAGAAUUUUUGACAAAGAUCAAAUACAAGAAAAUACCGUAAGAAUUGUUGGAACAUAUGGUUAUAUGUCUCCUGAAUAUAUUAUGGAUGGAAACUUUUCAAUAAAAUCCGAUAUUUAUAGCUUUGGAGUUAUGAUAUUGGAAAUUAUAACUGGGAAGAAAAAUAGAGGAUUUUCCAGUGAUAAUGAUGAAUUGAAUCUUUUGGAAAAUGUUUGGAGGUGUUGGCACGAAGGAACUAUAUUGACAUUGAUUGAUCCAUCCAUUGGCAAUUCAUAUACAGAAUCAGAAGUCUUAAGAUGCAUACAUGUUGGUCUCUUAUGUGUCCAAGAAUGUGCAGAAGAUAGACCAACAAUGUCUUCGGUGAUUUUAAUGUUGAGUAGUGAAGCUGCAUUAAUGCCUCGUCCUAGUAAUCCAGGGUUUUUUCUAAGAAGAAAUCAUGCAGAAACAUCUUCAAGAAAUCAAGAUAAUACAGAAAGUGUAAAUCAAGUUACUGUCACACUACUAAAUGCUAGUCCCGCAAACAUGAGAGUCUUCUUCACUCAUCUUAACUCCCUCAUCAUCAUUCUUAUUAGCUUCUUCUUCAUCGCUCCAUCAACCUCUUUCGAUACUUUAACCGGAACACAAAUCCUCACAACCAACCAAACCUUGUUGUCAGAAAACCAAACCUUCGUUCUAGGCUUCUUCAGAGGUUCCAACACCAACUAUUACCUCGGAAUAUGGUACAACAACAUCAAUCCUCAAACAAUAGUUUGGGUUGCAAACAGAGACAACCCCAUUGACAACUCCAAAGGCUAUCUCAAGAUCGGAGACAACGGAAACUUUGUCCUUCUCAAUUCAUCCGGCAACCCCGCAUGGUCCUCCAACCAAACCAGCGCCAAGAAUCCAGUUCUCCAGCUCCUUGAAACCGGUAACCUUGUUCUCAAAGAUUCAGGACAGAGCAAUAACUACCUAUGGCAGAGCUUCGAUUACCCAACAGAUACCUUGCUACCUGGGAUGAAGUUGGGUUGGAACUUCGACACAGGAAUUGAGAAGCACUUAACAUCGUGGAAGGUCACAGGUGAAGACCCUUCUUCCGGUGACUACACUUUCAAGCUAGAUUACCGCGGUUUACCUGAGAUUUUUCUGAGGACAAACCAGACUAUCAUAUACCAAACUGGUCCUUGGAAUGGUGAGAGAUUCAGCGGGGUUCCAGAGAUGGACACCGAUACUCAUUCCAUUGUGUUCAGCUUCUCCGAUGACGCGCACGGCGCGUUCUACUCUUUCUCCAUCGGGAACGCUUCUUUGUUAUCGAGGCUAACGGUGACGUCAGAUUCAGACGGAGAACUUCAACGGCGGACGUGGAUAGAGAGCAGCGAAUCUUGGAACAAGUUCUGGUACAAACCGGCGGAUCAAUGCGACCAUUACAGGGAGUGUGGUCCGUACGGAGUGUGUGAUAAUAAUGCAUCGCCGGUUUGCACAUGUAUGAAAGGGUUCAGCCCUAAGAACCCUCAGGCUUGGAAUCUGAGAGAUGGAUCUGGCGGGUGUGUGAGGAACACGGGUUUGAAUUGUUCGACUGACAAGUUCUUGCAUCUUGAGCACAUGAAGCUGCCGGAGACAAGCAGCGUGUUUAUGAAUAAGAGUAUGACACUUGAUGAAUGUGGGAGUUUGUGUAAGAGGAAUUGUUCAUGCACUGCAUAUGCAAACAUUGAUAUCAGAAACGGAGGAAGUGGCUGUGUUAUGUGGAUUGGUCAACUCUUUGACAUGAAUGUCUACCAUACAGAUGGUCAAGAUCUCUAUGUCAGAUUGGCAGCUUCUGAUAUAGGAUCUACUAGCUCCAGCAAGAAUCGUAGAGCAGUUCUGGCUAUUGGCAUCACACUUUGUGCACUUGUUUUAGUUUUGGGAUUGGUUGCUGUUUGUUACUUAAGGAAAAAGAGACAACAAAGUUCUAGAGGUGACGAAAGGAACAUGGAUGAUCUGAAAUUGCCAAUGUUUGCUUUCGAUACCUUGACAAUGGCUACAAACAAUUUCUCUCAAGAUAAUAAACUUGGAGAAGGAGGCUUCGGUAGUGUUUAUAGGGGUAGAUUAAUUGAAGGUCAAGAAAUUGCCGUAAAAAGGUUAUCAGAAAAUUCUGGACAAGGAAUUAAUGAAUUUAAAAAUGAAAUAAAAUUAAUUGCCAAACUCCAACAUCGAAAUCUAGUCCGAUUACUUGGUUGCUGCAUUGAGAAGAAUGAGAAGAUGGUGGUCUAUGAAUAUAUGGAAAAUAGAGGACUUGAUUCCAUUUUGUUCGGUAAGCAUUACAAAUCAAAAAAUCUCUUGCUUAAUUGGGAGAAGCGUUUUAAUAUUAUAUAUGGAAUAGCUAGAGGACUUCUUUAUUUGCAUCAAGAUUCAAGAUUUCGAAUUAUUCAUAGAGAUCUCAAGACAAGUAAUAUAUUACUAGAUAUUGAAAUGAAUCCAAAGAUAUCAGACUUUGGAAUGGCUAGAAUCUUUGACAAAGAUCAAACACAAGAAAAUACAGUAAGAAUUGUUGGAACAUAUGGUUAUAUGUCUCCUGAAUAUAUUAUGGAUGGAAACUUUUCAAUAAAAUCUGAUGUUUAUAGCUUUGGAGUUAUGGUAUUGGAAAUUAUAACUGGAAAGAAAAAUAGAAGAUUUUCCGAUGAUAACGACGAAUUGAAUCUUGUGGAAAAUGUUUGGAAGCGUUGGCAUGAAGGAACUAUAUUGACAUUGGUUGAUUCAUCCAUUGGCAAUUCAUAUACAGAAUCAGAAGUCUUUAGAUGCAUACAUGUUGGUCUCUUAUGUGUCCAAGAAUGUGCAGAAGAUAGACCAACAAUGUCUUCAGUGAUUUUAAUGUUGAGUAGUGAAGCUGCAUUAAUGCCACGUCCUAGAAAUCCUGGGUUUUUUCUAAGAAGGAAUCAUGCAGAAACAUCUUUAAGAAAUCAAGACAAAACAGAGAGUGUAAAUCAAGUUACUGUCACAUUACUAAAUGCUAGGUAGUGAAAGAAAUUUAAAUUUAUACAAUAUAUUUAUAAU
Molecule: messenger RNA, 4936 nt
Organism: Arachis stenosperma
Lineage: Eukaryota; Viridiplantae; Streptophyta; Magnoliopsida; Fabales; Fabaceae
Product: putative serine/threonine-protein kinase receptor
Exons: 14
Coding region: 5-4900 (1631 amino acids)
Biological process (GO): recognition of pollen; protein phosphorylation
Molecular function (GO): ATP binding; protein serine/threonine kinase activity
Source: RefSeq, a predicted model, not a curated record